Messenger RNA from Penicillium digitatum Pd1, 279 nucleotides. The record is from RefSeq and is a predicted model, not a curated record. NCBI's taxonomy places the organism in Eukaryota, Fungi, Ascomycota, Eurotiomycetes, Eurotiales, Aspergillaceae.
AUGUCCCUUGGGCCUCUCGACAUGGCGCAAUCGCAAAGCGACACAUAUCUACCUUCUUCUCAUUUUUUCGACGGUCAAGCCACAGAGCCUAGACCUCGAUACAAAGACCCUCCUAAUACCCCAAACCCUCUGGUUAUACAGUCGAUCACACCCGAUGCUGAUCAGCUAGAGCGACUUCUUAUCAAGCUUAUCAGCAUACAUCCUUUCGGUCCCUCUUUUUCUCUACGGUCGACACCAAAAAACACAUCCGAUGACCAGGUUCCUUGGACCAAAGAAUGA